AUGCAGAGACCAGGCGGCCAGGGGACGGCGUUCUCAAUCGACUCCCUGAUAGGGACUCCUCAGCCCAGACCGGGACACCUGCUCUACACGGGCUACCCUAUGUUCAUGCCGUACAGACCUUUGGUUAUCCCACAAGCCUUAUCCCACUCGCCUUUAUCGUCUGGUAUACCUCCACUCGCGCCUUUGGCUUCUUUCGCGGGACGGCUCACCAACACGUUCUGUGCCAGUUUGGGACAGGGGGUGCCCUCCAUGGUGGCGCUCACCACCACGAUGCCAAGUUUCUCGGAUCCUCCGGACAGUUUCUACCCGCCACAAGAACUCCCCGGUCCCCGUUUAAGCGCCGCAGAUCCCGGAGCGAGGAGGCAGGAGAGUCCGCACUCUGACGAGCUGCACAGCCGGGACAAGGGCUCAGAGCUGCUCAACUUCUCGGAAACUUUUCAAACAAUAUCAGGUGAGACCAAACUGUACAGCUCAGACGACGAGAAGCUGGACCUAAAGUCAGCGGACACGGUGUGCAGUGACCGGGAGGACAGCUCCGCAGACAGCGAGAACGAAAGUUUCUCGGACGGGAACAACUGUGGCUCGCUGUCCCAGAAGAGCAAACUAAAAACCGGCUCUCAGGAGGCGCUGCCCACCGGCAGCUCGGCGGGGAAGAGCCGCAGGAGACGAACAGCUUUCACCAGCGAGCAGCUGCUCGAACUGGAAAAGGAGUUUCAUUGUAAAAAGUACCUUUCUCUGACUGAGCGCUCGCAGAUCGCACACGCACUGAAACUGAGCGAGGUGCAGGUGAAGAUCUGGUUUCAGAACCGCAGGGCCAAGUGGAAACGGAUCAAAGCCGGCAACGUUAACAACCGGUCUGGAGAACCGGUGAGAAACCCCAAAAUCGUGGUCCCCAUCCCCGUGCACGUCAACAGGUUCGCUGUGAGGAGUCAGCACCAACAAAUAGAGCAAGGGACCAGGCCAUGAACUCAGAUAUUAUUAUGAAAAAUAAUAAAAACACUUACAUUGACUCUGUGUUCCACUGAUUCGCAUGAAGCACAAACAGGAGGAUUCAUUAUUUUGUCUGAGAGGUGAGACUGAGCAGACAACAUGCUGUCAUUUUUAUUUAUUGCUCUGUGAAUAUGUAAAUAUAAAUGAGUAAAAAAAAUGGGCACUAUGAGAUGAGACUGUAAAGAUUUUUUUAAGUAUUUAUAUGUAGGGCCAAAAUGUUCUGUUGGUUAUCAUGUGCAUGUCCUCAUUUGGCUAAGCUGAAUUUUGUGUUUCGUACAAUUUGUUGAACACAUUUGCAUGUGAGACGUUUUACAAUUUUGUUUUUCACAACUGUAGGAACAUCCUCUGACAGCUAUUUGUGAAAAAAAAAAAGAAAAGAUGUGAAGGAAAUAAUGACCAAACAAGGGACAACUGUAAAGUAUAUUGA
Molecule: messenger RNA, 1417 nt
Organism: Centropristis striata (black sea bass)
Lineage: Eukaryota; Metazoa; Chordata; Actinopteri; Perciformes; Serranidae
Gene: gbx1
Product: gastrulation brain homeobox 1
Exons: 2
Coding region: 1-966 (321 amino acids)
Biological process (GO): regulation of nervous system development; regulation of transcription by RNA polymerase II
Cellular component (GO): nucleus
Molecular function (GO): DNA-binding transcription factor activity, RNA polymerase II-specific; RNA polymerase II transcription regulatory region sequence-specific DNA binding
Source: RefSeq, a predicted model, not a curated record